Molecule: messenger RNA, 3520 nt
Organism: Parasteatoda tepidariorum (common house spider)
Lineage: Eukaryota; Metazoa; Arthropoda; Arachnida; Araneae; Theridiidae
Product: lysosomal alpha-glucosidase
Biological process (GO): carbohydrate metabolic process
Molecular function (GO): carbohydrate binding; alpha-1,4-glucosidase activity
Source: RefSeq, a predicted model, not a curated record
CUGCACGUUUUGUAUUCAUUACGAACGAGAAUUUUCUCAAUCGUAAUGAGAAACAAUAUUUAUUUUGGUAUAUCUGUUUUAUUUAUCGCGAUAAAGAUCAGAAUUGUAACUGACACUUUCCGUGAAACAGCUGCAAGGUACAUGUAUUGAAGGGGAGUUUGUUUUCUUUUUUUCGUGUUGCACGAAAAAUCUGAAAAUCAUUAGCAAAAUAUUCUUUUAAAUAUGGACAGUUUUACUUACACUUCCGGUGAACGUCUUACUGCAGCACGCAAGCGCAGGAUCGCUUACGUUUGUGGUGUUAUAGUUUGCGGUGUUCUAGUUGGAACUUUUCUAUUUUGGCUCAUCAAUGGAAGAUCUUUUUCUGGUAAGAAGGGUGGAAUAACACCGGACAGUUGCUCUGCUGUUCCAGAUGCAGAAAAGUUCGAUUGCCAUCCAGAUAGACCUAUAUCGGAAAAAGAAUGUUUAAAUCGUGGUUGUUGUUACAAAGCAGCUUCUGAUCUAGGUGUAACAGAUUUCGAUCUCAAACAAUCUUCAUAUAUAGGUGUUCCAUCUUGCUACUUUUCCAGUGACUACAAGGGUUACAGCUUUAAACUCUUAAAAAAUGACGAUUCUUCCAUUAAAGGGCUAUUGACUAGAAAAAAUAUUUCGUCUGGUUUUACUGAUACUGUACAAAAAGUAUCUUUGGAUAUCAGCUAUAUUGAUGAUAAUAGCUUAAGAAUAAAGCUAACUGAUGCCGUGUCUAAGCGAUAUGUCCCAGACACUCCUCUCUACGUAAAUCCAUCUCCACGAAAGAAUCCCUUGUAUGAUGUGAAAUUAGAUAAUGAUGGAUUGUUAACAAUUACAAGAAAAUCAAGUUCUGCUGUUGUGUUUAAAACAAAACUUUCUCAACUGAUCUACAGCGAUCAAUUUUUGCAAUUGUCCACUUUUGUAGCCUCGCAAAAUUUUUAUGGUUUCGGAGAACACAAGGAUAGAAUACGCAGGUCUUUUGAUUGGACAAGAAUUACUCAGUUUAAUCAAGGAGAUCUUCCAGUUCCUCACAGGAAUCUUUACGGAACUCAUCCAUUUUAUUUGAUUGUGGAACCUGACGGAAAUGCCAAUGGAGUGUUUCUACGAAAUACCAAUGCUAUGGAUGCUAUCCUCCAGCCAGCUCCUGCUGUCACCCUGCGUACUAUUGGUGGAAUACUGGACUUCUUUGUCAUGCUUGGACCCAAACCAGAUAACGUCAUAUCACAAUAUACAGGACUCAUUGGCCGCCCAUUUAUGAUACCCUAUUGGAGUCUCGGUUUUCAACUCUGCAGAUAUGGAUACUUUUCUCUAAAUAAAACUAAUGAAACUCUACAACGUAACUUGGAAGCUGGUGUACCAGUAGAUGUUCAAUGGCAUGACAUAGAUUACAUGCGGAAACAUCUAGAUUUCACUUACGAUGAUUAUUGGUUUAAUGGACUUGAUGAUUGGGUUAAGGACCUGCACAGACAAGGAAUAAAAUAUAUAGCUAUGAUUUCACCAGGAGUAUCUAACACGGAAGAAAAUGGAACAUAUCCCGCUUAUGACAAAGGGAAAGAACUAGAUCUCUUUGUAAAAGAUGUAUACGGCAAUGAUAUCGAAUCUAAAGUGUGGAAUGAUAAUUAUACAGUUUAUCCUGAUUUUACGAAUCCAAACACUCAAAAAUACUGGAAAGAUAGAUUUGUGGAGUUUCAUUCUAUUUUGGAUUUUGAUGGCGUAUGGCUUGAUAUGAAUGAACCACUAAAUUUCGACAAUGGAACGUAUGAUGGUUGCCCAGAAUCACCUUUAGAAGAUCCUCAGUACGUUCCUGGAAGGCCGUAUCCUCUUCGAACUUUGACCAUUUGUAUGACAGCCAAGCAUUAUUCUACUGACCAUUACAAUGAACACAACUUGGUUGCUUACAGGGAAUCCCGCGAUACAUAUCUUGCUAUGAAGGAUAUAAGAAAUAAACGUCCUUUUCUGUUGUCCCGUGCCACACAUGCAGGACAAGGUGUUUAUACCAGCCAUUGGAGUGGUGAUAUAACAUCUGAUUGGGAUGAUCUUCGAUACACAAUUCCGUUUAUGAUGGUGUUCAACAUGUAUGGCAUGCCCAUGGUUGGUUCUGACAUUUGCGGAUUCCGUCUAAAUACCACUGAAGAGUUGUGCGCCCGUUGGCAAGCACUCGGAGCAUUUUACCCAUUUUCUAGAAAUCAUAACGAUUUUGAUACCAUAGAGCAAGAUCCAGCUUUCCUGGGUGGAGAUGUACUCGAGGCAACAAAAAAUGCCUUGGGAACUCGUUAUUAUCUUCUUCCAUAUUUUUACUAUCUAUUCUAUAGAAGUCACGUUUUUGGUGAAACAGCUGUGAGACCAUUGUUUUUCGAAUUUCCUAGCGAUCAAACUGCAUUAAGUAUAGACGAAGCCUUUCUUUGGGGACCUGCUCUCUAUGUAAUUCCGGCCUUAUAUCCGGGCAUUAAGGAAGUGGAAGCUUAUUUUCCAAAAGCUGUGUGGUAUGAUUUCUAUGAUGGAAAGCGUAUUACUGAUAAGGCUGAGAAUAAAACGCUUUCUGCUAACAUUACUCACAUCAAUUUGGCUGUGCGAGGUGGAUAUAUAUUGCCUCUGCAGUUACCUGCUCAAACGGUCGCUGACAGUCGUGAAAAUGAGUUUGAUAUAUUAGUUGCAUUGGAUGAUAAACAAGAGGCUUCGGGAGAGUUUUAUUGGGACGAUGGAGAUUCAUUAGAUACAUACAAGAACGGAGUUUACAACCUAAAUAAAUUCACAGCUGCUAAGAACACAUUCAAUAAUACCAUUAUCAAGCAUCAGUUCCAUAGCUUGUUAAACCUAAACGUAAUCAGAGUAUUUGGUGUAAAUCAAAGGCCAACUAAAGUAACGAUCAAUGGACAAGACGCUCCAAAGUUUGAAUACAAUGAAACUACCUUAACUAUAACUGCCAAAGGAUCUUCUCUUAAAGAACAGUUGGUUGUUAAAUGGAACUAAAAGAAUAAAAGGAAAAUUGGAACAAAAUAACAACUGAAGAAUGCAACAAGCUCUAGAGCGAAUGAAUUCUUAGAGAAUUUUUAAGAGAGCUGUAAUAAUAACAUUUUUUAAAUGUAUAACGUAGUGUUACAUGUCUUAUUUAACUGUGAUUAAUUAUACUUAAAGUAUUGUAGCAUUACUUGAAUAAUUCAUUAUAGAACUAUUCACAUAAUUUUUUCAAUUAAUUAUAAAGAUAAUUACAUUAUGAGGUAAAGAUUUUUUUUUACUGUCAUAUUUAUUUACAUGAAUUCGUAGUUUUAUAAUUCAUUAGUUGCUUAUGCUUUUGCAUGAGAAGUAUAUAAGAAUAUUCCUAUGGGAAAUAUUUUUACAUUAGAAGUAUAUAUAAAAAUAUUUCUUACAGAAAAUAUUCUUAUGUGACAUGCAUGUUUCAUGUAAUAACUUUUGAGAAGUUAAAAUAAUAAUGUAUAUUAUUAUGUCUGUUGUAUAUUAUUACGUUAUGUUGUAAUAUCUGUAAAUAAUAAAGUAUAUCUAAUUUUUAUUGUUA